Molecule: messenger RNA, 2110 nt
Organism: Halteromyces radiatus
Lineage: Eukaryota; Fungi; Mucoromycota; Mucoromycetes; Mucorales; Cunninghamellaceae
Product: general substrate transporter
Exons: 4
Coding region: 128-1639 (503 amino acids)
Biological process (GO): transmembrane transport; carbohydrate transport
Cellular component (GO): membrane
Molecular function (GO): carbohydrate:proton symporter activity
Source: RefSeq, a predicted model, not a curated record
GUUGAAUCGAAAAAAAAUUGAGGACAUCGGAGUCUAUUAAAAAAAAAAAAGGUAAAAGGGACCAAAAUUUCUUUUUUUUCAUUUUUUUUUCUCUUUUUAUUCUUUCUCUCUUUUUCAGUUUGUUACCAUGUCAAGUUCAAAGAUUCAACUUGACCAACCUAAUUAUCUUUCAACUCAACAAACGGAAUCUAUCAGUUUAUAUGACGAAGAUCUUAAACCUUUUCGGAAAUCAGUAUAUAUCUCUUCUACUGUGGCUGCUCUAGGUGGCGCUUUGUGUGGCUUUGAUACUGGUGCUAUCUCUUCCAUUCUUGCCAUGAACAUCUUUAUCGAUAAGUUCUUCACCAAGGAUACUUAUACUUAUCUUCAAGGUUUAUUAUUGGCUUUUUACUUGAUGACAGCUGCUUUAGGAGCUUUUUUCUCUGGUUUCUUUUGUGAUCGCCUUAGUCGCAAAUAUACUAUUGCUGGUGCUUCUCUUAUCUUUUGUAUUGGUGUUUUAUUUCAAAUCAUUGGUUAUAAUUUUGCUUUGUUAUGUGCUGGAAGACUUGUAACUGGGUUUGGUGCUGGCUUGAUGACCAAUGCUAUACCUUUAUAUCAUUCUGAAAUUAGUCCACCUGAUAUCCGUGGUCGACUUAUUAGUCUAUUUACAUUGAUGAGUACAUUUGGGCAGGUGAUUGGUUAUUUUGUGACCUUUGGUACAAGUUACUUGACUACAGACUGGAGUUGGCGUGCACCUUGGAUGGUUCAAUUAUUUUCUGGUGCUCUUUUUGGUGUAUUUGCUUUGACAUUACCCUUUUCUCCUCGUUGGUUAGUGGAUCAAGGUCGUACAAAUGAAGCUCUUGACGUCCUGGCUGAUCUCAAUGAAUUACAAACAGAUCAUCCCGCGGUACAAAGGGAAUAUAAUGAAAUCAAGACUGAAAUUGAAUUUGAACAAUCUCUAGGCAAUCGUACCUAUGGUGAACUCUUUGUUGGUAGCAAUCUCAAACGAACUUUGAUUGCUUUCUUUAUCUCUAUCUCCACCUCAUUCACUGGCUCUGUAGCUAUUUGGUAUUAUUCUCCUCAAAUUAUGGCCAGUGCUGGUCUUUCGGAUGUCUCGGCUUCCAUUGCCACUUCUGGUGCCUCGGGAAUCUUGUCCAUCAUCGCCACUUUCUUUUCUCUUCAGUUCAUGAUUGAUCGCUUGGGUCGUGUUCCUGUCUUCCAAAUUGGUGCUGGUUUGAUGGGUAUCUCUAUGUUUGUAGUUGGAGCCAUGUUUGCUUGUUAUACUGUUGUCAAUGUGGAUACUGGCGAAGUUAUAGUUGUGAAUACUAAUGCUCGGAACACCAUCAUUGCCUUUAUUUAUAUCUUUACUGCCUCGUUUGCCUUUAGUUAUGGUAUGGCAUCCUAUCUUUAUCCUGCUGAGAUAUUUAAUAUGCGUUGUCGUGCAAAAGGUCUUGCUCUAACUUAUGGUCUUAAUUGGGGUUUCUCUAUUUUGAUUACUUACUGUGUACCUUUAUUCAUGGCAUCUACGGUGUCUGGUGUGUAUUUCUUCUUUGGUGCCUGUUGUGUGGUUUGUCUGAUUGGUGUUAGUUUCAUUCCAGAAACAAAAGGAAAGACUUUAGAAGAAAUGGAAAUUCUUUUUGGUGCAAAAUUGGAUCAAGUUUAAAGUAUACCAAAAAAAAAAAAAAGAUAUAUUAAGAAACAAAAAAUAUUAUUUAUUCCAUUUUAUCUAUUUUUUAUCUAUAUAUAUAUAUUAUUUUUAUUUAGACUUUUAUAGGAAUAAAGGUAUCAAUUGAUUUGGCUAUCAUGACUCAAAGGGGUGCCUUCAUUGAAUAUUAUAUAUUCAUUGAUGGCUGAGAUUAUACUCUUAUUUAGCUGACCAGGAUAAUGCCUGCGUAGUGAUUGAGUCAUUUGGGAUGGAUGGGUUGGAUCAAGCUCUCAAUAUGUCAUUGGAUGAUGUGUGCUCAAUAAUGGAGUUAGAUCAACACGAGUGAUGAUUUGGGAACUCAACAAUGGAGUAAAUCAAACAAUGAUAUUGGAAGCUAUGGAAUCUUAGUUUUAUGAAUUGGGCUUAAAAAAAAAGGUAAGGGUAUUACUGGAGCGGUGUGAUUUUAUUAUGAUGAUGAUUAGUUAGAAC